This is a messenger RNA of Varroa destructor (honeybee mite), 3385 nucleotides long. Its product is annotated as ADP/ATP translocase 1-like. Gene Ontology annotation, molecular function: ATP:ADP antiporter activity. NCBI's taxonomy places the organism in Eukaryota, Metazoa, Arthropoda, Arachnida, Mesostigmata, Varroidae. Gene Ontology annotation, cellular component: mitochondrial inner membrane. Gene Ontology annotation, biological process: mitochondrial ADP transmembrane transport; mitochondrial ATP transmembrane transport; negative regulation of mitochondrial outer membrane permeabilization involved in apoptotic signaling pathway. The record is from RefSeq and is a predicted model, not a curated record.
GAUAUUAUGUAUUUUAAGCUUUUACCCUACCAAGACUCGUAUCGUACAGUCCGAAAGGGUUCAUAGACAGUAAAAUGUGAAAAGACAUAACAAUAUGGUACAAAAAAGGUACGUAUUUCAUAAACAUUUACUAGGCCCUUAACCCAUGCAGUUUUUCUAGAAGCGAUACCGUCAGCCACACCACAAAACGUUCACUUAUCGCUCCAAAUGCCAGUUACUUCGCCACUUGCUUUUUUGAUAUGAUGACGUGAUGGUGGAUAUAGUAAAAUUGGUUCUAAUUCGUUCUUCCACCGCACAGUUCUCGUUGCUAUGAAUAGAUAUACCUUAUUAUUAUUAUGACCAGCUGACGUCAGAUUGAUAUAAUGGCACCGUUUCGCUUUUCAAAUCUUCCCGCUCAAAUAUCAUGUAUACUCUGUAACGUCAACUAAGGGAUUGCUUCCUCAUUGAGCAGACGGAUUUUGGGGGCCCAACCAGAGUGAGUAACAACCUGUUGAUCGCUUGUUGGUCGUUUGAGUCUGUGCGCGCCAGCCGCUGGGAGUAGUGCUCACGUCUCCGUUUCUUCAUAACUCCUUUUUUCACAAUUCCCGUUCCCAUCAAAAUCUGAUUCAUAAUGGUUCACGGAAACAGCAAAGGGGAUAAUUUCUGGAAGGACUUCAUGAUUGGGGGAACAGCGGCGGCAGUUUCGAAGACCGCAGUAGCGCCACUUGAACGCGUCAAGCUUCUUCUACAGGUUCAAGAUGCUUCCAAGCAGAUUGCAAAAGAAAAAAUGUACAAAGGUAUGGUCGACUGUUUUAUACGUAUCCCGAGAGAGCAAGGCGUCCUUUCCUUCUGGCGUGGUAACUGGGCAAAUAUCAUCCGUUACUUCCCAACGCAAGCUCUCUCGUUUGCCUUUAAGGAUCGUUAUCAAAGGAUGUUCUUAACCGGAGUUGACAAGGAUAAGCAGUUCUGGAGGUACUUUGCUGGCCAGUUAGCAGCAGGUGGUGCUGCUGGCGGAACGUCGUUGUGUUUCGUAUACCCAUUAGAUUUUGCCAGAACUCGACUGGGCGUUGACGUGGGAAAAUCUGCGUCGGAGCGUGAAUUCACUGGUCUAUUUAACUGCAUGGGCAAGAUCUACAAAACAGAUGGUUUCCUUGGUCUCUAUAGAGGUUUUAACGUAUCUUUGCAGGGUAUCAUUAUUUACCGAGCGGCCUACUUUGGCUUAUUCGACAUGUCAAAACAAUAUAUGCCCAACCCCAAGGACGUGCCAGUUUAUAUAUCGUUUACGAUUGCUUUUGUGGUGACAACGACGGCCGAAAUUAUUGCCUAUCCGUUUGAUACAGUUCGCCGUCGUCUCAUGAUGCAGUCUGGUCUUAAGCAGGAAGAGCUGCUUUACAAGGGCACUGUUGACUGCUGGAGCAAGAUUGUUAGGAAUGAAGGCGCUGCGGCGUUCUUUAAGGGCGCCUUCUCGAACAUGGUGCGUGGUGUUGGUUCUGCGCUUGUGCUUGUACUUUAUGACGAGUUCAAGAAACUUUUUUAGUUAGUUUAGAUAGACAAGAUUUCCUAGAAGAAACUUUAAAGUUGAGUAUGAUGUUACGACUGUAUAACUUGUACCAACUUCUAAGGAAAGCCGUUCUAAAGUACUAUUUUUCCCCCUACGCGCUAAUACUAGAAAUACAAUUUCGACUUGAUCUACAAUCAUAUAUGUCUUUUUUUAUUUAUGGUGAAGUUUCAUUGGAAUUCAAAAUUUAUAUGUCAGGAGGCGGAAGCAUUUAGUACACACAAACGAUAUUACAAACACGUUUGUGACAUUUUUAGUUAUUUGUUUUUACGAAUCAUUUUUAUAUAAAGUAAGCGGGAAUAAAUAAAAUGGACGCUAUGGUCAGUAAAUGUGUGUUGUAGCAAAUGAUUGAAUACUAAAAAUAAAAAGAGACGCAGUACGUUCACUAACAGUUCAGCUAUAACACGUUUCAAUUAUUACUAAAGGUCAGUUAGCUAACUUUCUUGUUAGGAGUUAAAUCAACUUUUCCGAUCAGGAUCUUAUGAUGGAUACCAGGGCUAUCAUCAUAGGCUAUUGUAUAGGGAGAGUCUAUUUCGGCUAAAAGGUAGUGACGACCUAAUUAUCGCACGCACAUGGCCUUUAGGAUCCACAAUUUACUGGCUCUUUUCUAUGGAGAUGCUCGUAUAAAGCAUAUAAUGCUCGCGAAUACCUAUUACAUAUAUAUAUAUAUGUUCAAGUUAUCAAGUAUCUAGUUACUCAACACCAUCAAUAAUCCGUGCUACUAUAUACAUUGUGAAGAGAUAAGGAAAAGGUAAGCUAAGGAAUGGUCACACAGCUUGAAAUAGUAUAACACGUAAAAAAGUCUCUCCAUCUGCGUGUGCGGGUGAGCCAUGUUAGCAACCGCUUUUGAUAGGACUUUUAACAUACGGGACUAUCUAAUUAGAUUUGUUUGUGAUCUUAUGGCCCUGCAAUUUUGGUCAUUCAACAAUUAGCACGAUAAGCGCGACUGUAUUUCUUUUGCUGUUUCACCAGAAAGCUCCUAAUCGCUUCGACAGUAAUGUGUUGUCAGAUCACGCAACUACUCUACUGAAUACCUCAACAACAGCAAGUCUCAAGUCUGUAUUCUAAAUCCUCUUGCGUUCGAUCUUCUCGGUCCCAUCUUAGUCUCUCUUCAUACACGGCGUUGUUAUCCAAUGUCUCUCUUGUCCACCUUAGUCUUAUCAUUCAAUGUAUGUUCUUCACUGAAGUGAAUGUGCAAGUGGAUAGCAUUGUUUCUGCCCGACUCCUACACUUUCAUUCGUUUAGCUGGACAUUCAGGCGUGUAUUAUAGGAAACUCUGUGUUCGGUCGAGCCCGCCACACACGCCGCUUGCUGGGUACGUCCUAGGCUUUCGCUUUUUCAAAACGGUAGUAUCUCCUUCUUCGUUUCGUUCCUUUCGUUAUUAGUGGUGGUGUAGCCGGCUCCGGCGGAUGGUAUUUUAAGCGAUGGGGGAUGGCAAAGCAGAGCUAGUGGGUAGCCCUGCGUAGCAAUGGAAAACAUGUGUAUUGCAUCACUGCAAAAUGACUCUUUUCUUCGGGGCUGCGUGGCGUGGCCGACUUAGGUAUCUUUCGUUCGUUGUAGUAGUGCUGGCGGCAGCAUUUCGAAUAGGAGAUUGUGAAACGGACAGGAGCAAAACAGGCUUCGUAUCCCUGGAUAGCACAGAGAGCGAAUAGUGAACGAGAGACAGAAAAGAGUCAAAUCUGAGUCACCAUACCCAAACAGUCCAAAAGUCGAAAAGGUACCCACAGUAGGUGCUACAGCCACUAGUGCGCAUCCCUGCCAAUUCAAGUUCAGCUAGUUGUUGAAACAACUGCUAGUAUAAGGGAAAAGGAGGUACAAGCUGGCUGCUGGUCCGUAUAGGAAGUAUAA